UUAGAUAAUUUUAAAAAAACAUCACCCCAAAUUUAGCUUAAUCAUCUACAUUUAAGCAUAUUCGAACAUGGUUAAGUAGUAAAAAUCCGUCUGAUUAAGCACGUGCCACGUGCGACAUGGUCAACCAUUGGAACCUUGUCCUUGAUAGCUGAAGGACGAAGAAAAGAAGAAAUGUCCGCCAUUAAUAAGCUGCUUCCAUUUUCUCCCUCCUCUUUCUUCUUUAGCUAUCUGGAAAAGACUAUCCAGCUCUUCAUAUCCAACUUCAUCAAUUUCAGGUUUAUCAGACAUGGGUUGCAUACACUUGGGGUAAGUUUUUUUCCUUCAGUUUGCCACAAUCUCGGAGAACAAGUGCUGUCCGUGAUGCACUUACUAAUAACUGUUGAUCGGCUGACUGAAUAGCUGCUUCCAGGAAUGGGAAAGUGACCAGGUUGUUAAUGAAGAUGAGAGAGAUAAACAAAGGCACAAUAUAGGGGAAGGAAAAUAUGGUACCAGCAUCACCCUUUAGCUUUGAUCUGAGUUAAUAAUGCCCCUUCGACCUCUGCGCCUUCCUAGGCGAUCCCCACCUAAGUUUGUCUUCAUAAUACUCAUCCUUCUUUUGCCUACUGUUCUAGUUGGAAUUUUCACCCAUCACCAGAAAAUCACCUAUUUUUUCCGGCCUAUAUGGGACAAACCCCCUCCACCAUUUUCCCGUCUACCUCACUUCUAUGCAGAAAAUGUAUCUAUGGAUCAUUUAUGUCGCCUUCAUGGAUGGUCAGUCCGCUCUGAACCCCGGCGUGUAUUUGAUGCUAUCAUUUUCAGCAAUGAGCUAGACUUAGUUGAGAUAAGGUGGCAUGAACUCAAACCCUAUGUAACCAAAUUUGUAAUCUUAGAAUCCAACACUACCUUCACCGGCAUCCCUAAGCCUCUUUACUUUGCUUCAAAUCGUGCUCGUUUUGCCUUUGCCGAGAAUCAGGUAGUCUAUAGUUUCUUGCCAGGGCGUGUUAAAAGCCCUGGGUCCCACGAAGACCCCUUCGAGCUUGAGAGGGAGCAUAGAGUAGCAAUGAAUUACUUACUACAACAGGCAGGUAUUUUGUAUGGUGACAUCCUUAUAAUGUCAGAUGCAGAUGAAAUUCCAAGCCCACACACCAUAAAACUACUUCAAUGGUGCAAUGAGAUCCCACCUAUAUUACACCUUCAGCUAAAGCACUACAUGUACUCAUUCGAGUUCCCAGUGGACUACAGUAGUUGGCGGGCAGCAGCCCAUAUCUACAGGCCAUCAACACAGUACAGGCAUUCGCGGGUGUCAAACCUUAUUCUUUCAGAUGCUGGUUGGCAUUGCAGCUUCUGCUUUAAGUACCUCCAGGAUUUUGUGUUUAAGAUGACAGCUUAUAGCCAUGCUGAUCGUGUUAGGAGGAGAGAGUUUUUAGAUCACAGAAGAAUUCAGAGACUCAUUUGUGAAGGGAAUGACCUCUUUGACAUGCUUCCUGAAGAAUAUAGCUUCAAGGAGCUGUUUAAGAAGAUGGGACCUAUUCCUCGUUCUGCUUCAGCAGUUCACCUUCCUGCAUUUCUGAUUGAAAACUCUGAUAAAUACAGGUUUCUGCUUCCUGGUGGUUGCGUCAGAGAUCCCACGUAAAUUUUCAUACUUUUGUAGUUGCCUUGAAAUGUCGAGUGUACAAGUGUUUUUGAAGUAGUGUUAGCAUUAGAGUAGCUGCAAACACAGUAUAGCAACACGAGAGACCGUCGUGCACUAAUCCGAACAGCAAGGAGAUGCUAGCUGGUGUAUGAAUGUGAUCAUUAGCCGAGGCCUUCAGUUUAUUAAUGAACAUUACCAGGUGGAAUGAUACUUUUAGCUGCUGUUUUGUUUUGA
Spinacia oleracea (spinach) is the source of this 1846-nucleotide messenger RNA. RefSeq lists its product as uncharacterized. The transcript has 3 exons. Gene Ontology annotation, biological process: N-acetylglucosamine metabolic process. Gene Ontology annotation, molecular function: beta-1,4-mannosylglycoprotein 4-beta-N-acetylglucosaminyltransferase activity. NCBI's taxonomy places the organism in Eukaryota, Viridiplantae, Streptophyta, Magnoliopsida, Caryophyllales, Amaranthaceae. The record is from RefSeq and is a predicted model, not a curated record. The coding region runs from base 524 to 1612 and encodes 362 amino acids. Gene Ontology annotation, cellular component: membrane.